Molecule: messenger RNA, 612 nt
Organism: Heterobilharzia americana
Lineage: Eukaryota; Metazoa; Platyhelminthes; Trematoda; Strigeidida; Schistosomatidae
Source: the annotation of a GenBank genome assembly
AUGGGAAAAAGUGAUAAGUCAGAUUUAGAACCUCAUGAAAUAGGGGAGUUGAUAACAUUGAUCAAAUUAUUAAUAAAAGAUUUGCAAAAGUGCAGCGAAGUUUAUUCACCAAUAAUUAAAAAACAUAUUGAUUUGGAUGCAUUUACAAAUAUGUACAAGUUGUAUGCACAUGCUCUGCAUCAAGAUUAUAUCAAACUCGAUGUACUGCAGUACUUGACACUACCAGUAACAAGUCAAGAAACAGAAACUAAAUGUUCUUUACCAAGUCAAAAGGAGUCGUCAGGAAAAACAAUGGAUGUGAAACUGUUAUUUGUUCUUUAUUUAUUACUUAAAAAGUUUGAAAAUAUGCUGGAUAAUGAAACGAUAUACCCCGAACAAGAGAAAUCAACUGAAUUUGACUGGUAUUCAUGGUUUAAACCGGUUAUUUCAUACUGGAUUCAACAGAAUACUUUUCAGCUGUUGGCCAACAUAGAUAUUGAUAUUCAAAAUGAUCAGCUCUCGGUGUGUAAUGAGCCACUGAUGAACUUUCUACCAUAUGAAAUUGAGAAUCAAAAGUCAUUUGGUUUACACUCAGUCUCAGGUGUAAAAACGGCAAACAAUUUGACAGGGUAA